AGUACGGCCUCUUUCCUUUAGCAGACGCCCCGAUCAAUCGCAAACGCCGGGGCGUCAACACACUGCCGCUUCGCCCAGACCCCAGCGAGAAUAGAAGCAGCAAGGCCAUUCCUCCAAGUUUUUCCCCACCUCUAUGUGACAGCCCGUGAAUGCCAACUACCCUCUCUCUGUCUCUUACUCCUUCCUCUGUCUCUACCAGCUCGCGGCAGUACUCUUGCCUGUUCUUCUGACGCCAGUGGCUCAUCUUGCACGAUAUCUGCGUCCACUAGCCACGUUGGCUGCUAGACCAUCGAAGUCCUCCUCUCCCCAGCUGGUACCGUUAGAGAAAGGCUCCUCACGUUUCCACCAGCCUUGCGCUUUCCCAAGGCAGCUUUGAGCGAAUUACGUGGCCCUGUACAUCAAUGCCUGCACUCCAGCGAAGAGCGGGUGCGCUGUCGGGGGUUACCCAAUCUGCUUCGGAUGGCGUGCAAGCAGGGUACGACUCUGUCAAGGCGCUCUCCUUGAGCAGAGGGCAGAUUGCAGCCGUGGUGGUGGCCAUCGUUCUGGUCCUCGGUCUGACCAUCUUGGCGCUGUGGUACCUCUGCAUCCGUCAGACAAGGAAGAGGAAGCUACGAAGGAGUAAAGGAGCUCAAUUCGGCAGCGAAGGGCCCUCGAUGAGAAUGGAAGAGACGAGUGGUGCACGUGGUUCUUCUCAGCAACGAUCAAGGCCGGCGGCAAAGGCUGACUUUGUGCCGUACGAUUUCACCAAGGUGGGCAGGGGAUCGGGCAGAGCUAGUGGCUACGGGGACUACAGUCAAGUGCAGGGAAGCAGUGGCGGAAGAGGAGGCGACAGGGGGCAAAGGAUCUAUGAAGAGCAAGGCGACGACGCGAGCCUUAUGAGCGAGAGCACCUUGAUGGGUGAUGGCCCCACUGUGCCUCUGGUAGCUGCAGCCGGGGCCGACGUCGACAGCAACGAUUGGACGAGGGGCCAUCGGCAAUCUGUGAGAUUCUCAAGGCAACAUUAUCCUUCUCAAGGCAGGUCUUGACGACGUCAAGCUACUUUCGGCACUGUACUCCAGCGUCAAAAGCGGGACAGAGACAAAAGUCGAACUGCGAUCCGUGUUUGUUGUACCUCUCUCUUGGCCUGCUUUCCCCUGUCACUCGGCUCCGUAACUUUCGUGAUCAUGUAUCAUAGUCCUAUCGCACACUCUAUCAGCCUUGGCUUGCCCUGCCGUGGUGUCCGAAUGUGAGAGAUGGC
This is a messenger RNA of Microstroma glucosiphilum, 1237 nucleotides long. RefSeq lists its product as hypothetical. The transcript is spliced from 2 exons. NCBI's taxonomy places the organism in Eukaryota, Fungi, Basidiomycota, Exobasidiomycetes, Microstromatales, Microstromataceae. Bases 402 to 1025 code for a protein of 207 amino acids. The record is from RefSeq and is a predicted model, not a curated record.